GUUGGAAUUUCCCAUGUUACAACACGGUUCGCGACUUCCGCAAAGUACAGGGCAAACGGUACGCGUCCAACGUAUAGCAUUAGGUGCAAUGCUUGGUGAGUGAGGUCCUGUGGAUGGAGGGAAAAGGCCCAUAUCGGAUCUACGACCCAGGUGGAAAUGAGGCCCAGGCCAAGGAGGAAGUGAGCAGCUCCAGCUACCAGCAACUGCUGGAAGAGAACAGUGUGCUGAGGGAGAGGAUGAAGGGACUGAAGAGCCUUGGGGACUUGUUGGAAGAAUCUCAGACAGAGGCCUCCAGAUUGCGUCAAAGAGUGGAGGAAUUGGUGAGGGACAAUGAAGCCCUGAGGUCUUCAUCCAGCUUCUCCUCUGGUAUUUGCUUGGGCCUCCCGGUACAGGCAGAAGCUCCGGGGGUUGCCACUCAUGGGUCCUCCAAAGCUGAAGUGAUGGACAGUCCAAAGUCCCCAUCAGAGAGGCCCAUGCAGCCCAACUCCGCUGAAGCCUCAUCUGAAUUUGAAGUUGUGAAUUUGGAAGAAAAGGGGGCUACUAUUGAGGACAAAUUGGGCAAGGGAUUGCAGCUGCCACAGGACAAUCUGGAGUUAGCCAGCCAGCUGCAGAAGCUGGAGAGCUCUUUCAGUCUGUUUGCUGAGGAAUCAAACCCAAACCAAUUGCUGGCUCACCUGGGCCGCAUGGCACUGGAAUUUAAUCGUCUGUCAUCCAAGGUGCAGAAGAAUGAACAGAGGACGUCCCUUCUACAGACACUCUGUGAACAGCUGAGACAAGAAAACAAUGAACUACGGAAGAAAAUGGAGGAGGACCUUCAGUACAGGAACCAGGACUUGGAGCAGCUCAGGCAGGAGAAUCUGAAGCUGAGGAAGCUGGUCACUGGCGCAGUCGCCCAGGAGGUAGUGACCAGUCCGCAGCACACGGCCAAGCAGGAACAGCUACUCGUACAAGAAGCUGCAGGAUCCAAAGUGGAUGUGACCGCGACUCAACAGGGUGCUAAAGCUGUAGAAAAAGGCCCAGCAAAGACGUGCGACCCAGAGGUGUACGAGAAGAAAAUCAAGUUGCUGGAGAAGCAGAGGAAAGAUGUGCUUGAGGUGAACAAGCAGUGGGACAUACAGUGGAACUCCAUGAAAGUGCAGUAUGAGCAGAAGAUCACAGAGCUGCGCCAGAGACUCUCCGACUCCCAGAAGGCUGUGGCGGAGCUGGAAGCUGAGCGUGAGCAGAGGCAGCGUGACUACGACAAGAAGCUCCUCCUGGCGAAGUCUAAGAUCGAGAACGUGCAGGGGGAGAAGGACUGCCUGACCUCAGAGACCUGUGAGCUGAAGCACAAGCUGCGUUACCUGCAGGACCAGCUCGUGCCCCUCAGCAAGCAGAGGGAGUACCAGGACAAAGAGAUCCAGCGCCUUAACCGCGCCCUCGAGGAGGCUUUGAAUCUGCAUUCGCCCUCCACUGGGCAGCAGGCCCUGUUUGGGAACCAUGCUGAGGGUGCGUCUAACCUGCAGCGCCAGGACCUACUCACUCAGAUCACAGUGCUUAAGGAACAGGUGAAGAUCUUUGAAGAGGACUUCCAGAAGGAGCGCAGCGACAGGGAAAGAAUGAACGAGGAGAAGGAGGACCUCAGACGCCAGGUGGAAAGACUUCAAGGGCAGAUCACCAACUUGACCAAUCAGCUGCACCAGGCCCAGAGUGAGUGUCAGAAGGAACGAGCUGAGAGGUGUAGACUGGAGAGGCUGAACAUGAACCUCAAACAGGGUCAGCACGAGAGGCGUACAUCUGACCCAACAUCGGGCGCAGCGAAUGCCCCCAUGAGCCCCCCUUACUGCGGUCACUUUGUGCCAGCCAACCACCAGGGCUUUGAGGGUUGGCCGCUGCACUUCCCAACUCGUGUGCCGAACCUGGGUCCACAGCCAGGCCGUGACUUCCCACCCUUCCAGCCGGGUUUCCCGUGGCAACCGCCCUGUCCACAGCAGCGCAGUGCGAGAGGCCCCGUUGACACGGCACGCCCCCCUCCGGAGAAUACAGCUGACCCGACAGCAGCAGGAUGCGGAAAGAGGGAUCGACCAAACAUCGAUCCCGGAAAGCACUAGAAACAUUGUCACUGGCUGCUGCCUAUCAGCUAAGGGUAGCUUAUGUUCUAGUAGGCAAGGUGUGAUCGAUUGUGCCAUCUCCCUACUGUACAAAUAUUGUAUCGUAAUGUUUGUCUACAUUUUUUUUCUAAGCCCCUUUGUGGAAAUGUUAACCUGUUGGGAAUAUGUUAUUGUACAAUAUGGAUUUCUCAUUUCUUUAUAAUUGUUGUGUGGUACUUACUCUCUGCUAUAUAGAAUAAUUUGUGCGAUAAAAUAAUCAUUUAAAAACAUCAUUUUAUAAUUUAAAAAUUACACAAUAUUAAUUAUACAGUAUCUUUGUAUUUAAACAGUACUGCAAAUACUAAUGUGGCAGUAUUUAAUGCUGUAACUUGCAUUGAGAUGCUCAGAUUGCAAUCAAAAGUGCUGGUAAAUCUGUGGAACGACAUUCACAGUAAUUACAUCUGUAUUUACAUUGCUAACAGCUACAACCAUUUGUUUAAUUUUUAAACGUUAUCCAUUUUAAUUAAUGCUUGUUUUUUCCCCAUUCU
Scleropages formosus (Asian bonytongue) is the source of this 2614-nucleotide messenger RNA. It is a transcript of the gene tnip1, whose product is annotated as TNFAIP3 interacting protein 1. NCBI's taxonomy places the organism in Eukaryota, Metazoa, Chordata, Actinopteri, Osteoglossiformes, Osteoglossidae. The transcript has 18 exons. The record is from RefSeq and is a predicted model, not a curated record. Bases 114 to 2087 code for a protein of 657 amino acids. Gene Ontology annotation, biological process: cellular response to lipopolysaccharide; negative regulation of canonical NF-kappaB signal transduction; regulation of transcription by RNA polymerase II.